Messenger RNA from Danaus chrysippus (African queen), 1077 nucleotides. Lineage: Eukaryota; Metazoa; Arthropoda; Insecta; Lepidoptera; Nymphalidae. The record is from the annotation of a GenBank genome assembly.
AUGUUGACGUUUAACCAGAAGCCGGAAAAGAAAUGGCGACUGGCUUUGGCUAGAAAAAAAAAAGAUGGAUUAAAGGGGAGUAUUAUGAAGAAAGAACCACCAGUUAAGAAAAUAAUUAAAAAGGGACCUGUCACUGUUCAGAAAGAAGUUAAUGUAACGAAAUCUACGGAACAAAUAACCAACCAGGAGUUAAAAACAGUUACUGAUGAAGAAUCGAAAGAAGAACCACAAGCAGUAACUGAGGGAGAUGAAUCAGACCAGCCAAUAGAAGGACAGUUUAAAUUAAACAAGUUGAUGUCCACUGUCUUAGAAGAUGAAUUACAAAAGAUUCUGACACAGAUAUGGAAGGCAUUACCCAACUUAAAUUCAACUGACAUGGAGAAAUUUAUCGCGGAAAGGUUACAUAAUGAAGCUCUUGUUGAGCUAAAGAAUGUACUCGGUCUUAAUAUCACUAAAAGAUUACUCAAUGUGUACAAUCCCUUAUUUGUGAAGAUACAAUUCUCAUGUCGUCCCGAAAAUGGUUUAUUGUCGAAAUUCCUCAAAAACUACAACAUAACUAAAUUCAAACGUAUUGAUCCUGAAACUAACACGUUUGCGGCUAUAUUAGACACGAUAGCUGACUUUGAUAAAAUAUGUAAAGCCAAGAACAUUAAAUGCGGUAGCGCAAAAAUAACAGUGACUCCAUGCUACAAGUUCAAGAAAUGUCCAAAAAAUCUUAUCACAGCCUUCAAUAAUACGGCGGAAUAUGAAAACUAUUUUAACGAACAUACCACAGGCAACGUAAAAAAGGAAAACUCAUCAAGCAUAGACAAUUCAGAAAUAGAAAAAGUUGAUGAAAAAAUUGUUCAGAACAAACCAAAGCCUGAUAUAGAAAAUCCUGGGAACAAAACAACACAGGAGAUAAAAUCUACAGAUAAACAAAUUGACAACAAGAAUGAUGAAUUUAUGAACUAUGAAAUGUAUGAAGAACAAGAAAUUGAUCCGGAAUUAAAUGAAGAAAUGGCUGAUGAAGAAAUACUAGCGUUAAUAUCUAGCGGUGUUGUUCUUGAUGAAUGUAGUGGAUCAGACCGCGAAUAA